Molecule: messenger RNA, 189 nt
Organism: Paramecium sonneborni
Lineage: Eukaryota; Ciliophora; Oligohymenophorea; Peniculida; Parameciidae
Source: the annotation of a GenBank genome assembly
AUGUCUGCUGUUUUGAAAGAUCAAUUCUCGGAUGAAUAAAAAUUGCCUGAAUUUUUAAAAGAUGAAGGAAGAUACAACUUUGCAACAGUUUUAAACUAUAAAAGAUAAAAAAAAUCAAACCUAAAUUAAAAGCAGUUAAAGUAGGACAAAGAUUUUUAAAGUAUUAGGGAAUAUUCGAAUAUUAAUUGA